Pogona vitticeps (central bearded dragon) is the source of this 953-nucleotide messenger RNA. It is a transcript of the gene MCTS1, whose product is annotated as MCTS1 re-initiation and release factor. The record is from RefSeq and is a predicted model, not a curated record. Gene Ontology annotation, molecular function: RNA binding. NCBI's taxonomy places the organism in Eukaryota, Metazoa, Chordata, Lepidosauria, Squamata, Agamidae. Gene Ontology annotation, biological process: formation of translation preinitiation complex.
UCCACCAACGCAAGGGAAGAGGCGCGGCUUAAGUGACAGCACUUUACGACGACGCGGCCGUAAAGGAGUUCCUGGGGUUCUUUUUUAAUCCGCCUGGUGCAGAAGCGAAGGGCGGGCUUGCGGGGCCUGGUGUGGGGCCGGGAGCGGGCCCGUGGGUGUGAAGAGGAGGGUCGACUCGGGAGCCGGGGGUGUCAGUCCCCACCCUCCCAGGCGCUCGCCCCACCCGGUCUUUCGGGGACCGGGACCCUUCCCCCCAAGGAUGUUCAAGAAAUUUGAUGAAAAGGAGAAUGUGUCCAACUGUAUCCAGCUGAAGACAUCUGUUAUUAAAGGCAUCAAGAACCAGCUGAUAGAUCAGUUUCCUGGUAUUGAACCAUGGCUAAACCAAAUCAUGCCAAAGAAAGACCCAGUGAAGAUAGUACGAUGCCAUGAACAUAUAGAAAUCCUUACAGUAAACGGUGAAUUGCUGUUCUUCAGGCAAAGAGAGGGAUCUUUCUAUCCCACACUGAGAUUACUUCAUAAAUAUCCGUUCAUUUUACCACAUCAACAAGUUGAUAAAGGAGCCAUUAAAUUUGUACUUAGUGGAGCAAAUAUAAUGUGUCCUGGCCUGACGUCUCCAGGAGCGAAACUUUAUCCUGCUGCUGCUGAUACGAUUGUGGCAAUAAUGGCAGAAGGCAAGCAACAUGCCCUGUGUGUUGGAGUCAUGAAGAUGUCAGCAGAUGAUAUAGAGAAAGUCAACAAAGGGAUUGGCAUUGAAAAUAUCCACUAUUUAAAUGAUGGUCUGUGGCAUAUGAAGACGUACAAGUGACACAGCAGCAAGUGUGCCAUUCCAAGGGAACACACUUCCUGUCAAUAAGGACUACUUUGUAAUUCUUCUGUUUUUAAAGUGUGACUGAAUGUACAAAUUUAUUUUGUUCUGUGGCUAUGCUAAAUAAAUCAAGUGCACAUUGAAGUCA